AUGAGAUCCAACCCCGCCUUCCAGGCGGCCAUCGACCUGACCGCGGGGGCGCUGGGCGGCACGGCCUGCGUGCUGACCGGGCAGCCCUUCGACACGGUGAAGGUGAAGAUGCAGACGUUCCCCGGCCUCUACAAGGGCUUCACCGACUGCUGCCUGCAGACCUACUCGCAAGUGGGCCUGCGCGGCUUCUACAGGGGGACCGGCCCCGCGCUCCUGGCCUACGUCGCCGAGAACUCCGUCCUCUUCAUGUGCUACGGCUUCUGCCAACAGUUGGUGAAGAAAGUGGUGGGACUGGACCGGCAGGCAAAGCUGAGUGACCUGCAGACGGCCACGGCCGGUUCCAUGGCGUCGGCGUUUGCGGCGCUCGCCCUGUGCCCCACCGAGCUUGUGAAGUGCCGGCUGCAGGCCAUGCACGAGAUGGAGAAGUCGGGCCGCAUCGCCCAGAGCCACCGCACGGUCUGGUCCGUCGUGAAGAGCAUCCUGAGGAAGGAUGGCCCCUUGGGCUUCUACGAGGGCCUCUCCAGCACCCUCCUUCAAGAAGUACCGGGCUAUUUCUUCUUUUUCGGUGGCUAUGAACUGAGCCGAUCGUUUUUGGCCUCCGGGAGAUCGAAGGAUGAGCUGGGCCCGGCCCAUCUGAUGUUAAGUGGCGGGGUUGCUGGGAUUUGCCUUUGGCUUGUCAUAUACCCAGUGGAUUGUAUCAAAUCCAGAAUUCAGGUUCUUUCCAUGUCUGGAAAACAGGCGGGGUUUGUCGGAACUCUUUUAAGGAUUGUGGAAAGGGAGGGGAUAGCAGCCUUGUAUUCGGGACUGACCGCUACUUUGAUCCGAGCGUUGCCUGCCAACGGGUCGCUGUUUCUGGUCUAUGAGUACAGCAGGCGGAGCAUGAUGAGCCACCUGGAGGCAUCCUGA
This is a messenger RNA of Miniopterus natalensis, 906 nucleotides long. RefSeq names its product mitochondrial ornithine transporter 2. NCBI's taxonomy places the organism in Eukaryota, Metazoa, Chordata, Mammalia, Chiroptera, Miniopteridae. Gene Ontology annotation, molecular function: L-ornithine transmembrane transporter activity. Gene Ontology annotation, biological process: mitochondrial L-ornithine transmembrane transport. Gene Ontology annotation, cellular component: mitochondrion. The record is from RefSeq and is a predicted model, not a curated record.